This is a messenger RNA of Mus caroli (Ryukyu mouse), 1437 nucleotides long. It is a transcript of the gene Wdfy1, whose product is annotated as WD repeat and FYVE domain containing 1. The record is from RefSeq and is a predicted model, not a curated record. NCBI's taxonomy places the organism in Eukaryota, Metazoa, Chordata, Mammalia, Rodentia, Muridae. Gene Ontology annotation, cellular component: early endosome. Gene Ontology annotation, molecular function: metal ion binding; protein binding. Gene Ontology annotation, biological process: positive regulation of toll-like receptor 3 signaling pathway; positive regulation of toll-like receptor 4 signaling pathway.
AAGCAACCGGCGCGUCCCCGCCCGGCGGUCAGCUGAUGGGCCGCCCGCGGGGGAGGCCGCGGCUCGAACAUGGCGGCCGAGAUCCACUCCAGGCCUCAGAGCAGCCGCCCGGUGCUGCUGAGCAAGAUAGAGGGCCACCAGGACGCCGUCACCGCCGCGCUUCUCAUCCCCAAGGAGGACGGCGUGAUCACCGCUAGCGAGGACAGAACCAUCCGAGUAUGGCUGAAAAGAGACAGCGGCCAGUACUGGCCCAGCAUCUACCACACAAUGGCCUCCCCUUGCUCUGCCAUGGCAUACCAUCACGACAGCAGGCGGAUAUUUGUGGGCCAGGAUAAUGGGGCUGUAAUGGAAUUUCACGUUUCUGAAGAUUUUAAUAAAAUGAAUUUUAUCAAGACCUAUCCAGCCCACCAGAACCGCGUGUCUGCUAUCAUCUUCAGCCUGGCUGCCGAGUGGGUGAUCAGCACUGGCCACGACAAGUGUGUGAGCUGGAUGUGCACGCGCAGCGGGAAUAUGCUUGGCCGCCACUUCUUCUCGUCGUGGGCUUCCUGCUUGCAGUAUGAUCUGGACACUCAGCACGCCUUUGUUGGCGAUUACUCGGGACAGAUCACCCUGCUGAAGCUGGAGCAGAACACUUGUUCAGUUAUCACGACCCUCAAGGGACAUGAAGGUAGCAUCGCCUGCCUUUGGUGGGACCCUAUCCAACGGUUACUCUUCUCAGGAGCAUCCGACAACAGCGUCAUCAUGUGGGACAUCGGGGGACGGAAAGGCCGGACACUCCUCCUUCAAGGCCACCAUGACAGAGUGCAGUCACUGUGCUACCUGCAGCUCACAAGGCAGCUCGUCUCCUGCUCAGCAGAUGGUGGCAUUGCAGUGUGGAACAUGGAUGUUAGCAGAGAAGAGGCUCCUCAGUGGUUAGAAAGCGACUCCUGUCAGAAGUGUGAGCAGCCCUUCUUCUGGAAUAUAAAGCAGAUGUGGGACACAAAGACGCUGGGCUUGAGGCAGCAUCACUGCAGGAAGUGUGGGCAGGCCGUCUGUGGGAAGUGCAGCAGCAAGCGGUCCAGUUACCCCGUCAUGGGCUUUGAGUUCCAGGUUCGAGUUUGUGAUUCCUGUUACGACUCCAUCAAAGAUGAGGACCGGACUUCUCUAGCAACAUUUCAUGAAGGAAAACAUAACAUUUCCCACAUGUCCAUGGACAUUGCGAGGGGACUGAUGGUGACCUGUGGGACAGAUCGAGUUGUAAAGAUAUGGGAUAUGACUCCUGUGGUGGGCUGCAGCCUGGCAACUGGAUUUUCUCCACACUGAUCCCAGAGCUGGGUGAUGUCUGCUACCCGUGAUGCCCAACAUCCUCCAUGAAUGGAGGCCCUUCAUGUAGCUCAACAGCCACUGUCGGAUAAAUGGACAUUAGACGCCUAAAAAACAAAUCCAUAUUUUUUAAAA